This is a messenger RNA of Sphaeroforma arctica JP610, 843 nucleotides long. RefSeq lists its product as hypothetical. The record is from RefSeq and is a predicted model, not a curated record. Bases 1 to 843 code for a protein of 280 amino acids. Lineage: Eukaryota; Ichthyosporea; Ichthyophonida. The transcript is spliced from 4 exons.
AUGGAUAUUGAUAGUGCGUCUGAUAGGGAACAGAGUGGUACACAGGUUCCACCGCUGAGUGGUACACUAGUGGAUAAUAAUUCACUUAACGGACUAGCACAGCCGAGUGGCUCACUAGCUGGGAGUGGCACACUUAUACAUACACAACGAAGUGGUACACUGGUUGAAGAACAGCGAGCAGAUACAGAAUCGGACCAUCUCGACCCUAUUAUUCAGCCCAUAGCACAACACCGAGUGGACUGGAAACCUGCACUGGACCAAUCAUCAGUCGGGCAGCAGAUUGUAGCCGUAGUCCUGAUAAAUGGCAAGUUCGGUGUAGAACUAUUUGCGAGCAUCGAUGACCACGUCCUCGACGUCUAUACAACUGACGACCGCACAGGCACCUUUCUUCAUCGAGGCAAUCGUGUAGUGGGUUUACCACCCUGGAAAUAUGCAGUACUGGCGAGACGUAUGGGCGGUCGCACGAGCCCACCUAUUCUCCUCCCAACGAGUUUUGGCCCGUUUAGUUUGAAGGGCCCACCGCCAGCACUUAGCGUUUUGGGAUACGAACUUACUCCUUGUUUCGCGAGUGAAAAUCGCUCCCAUCGCCCAACGACAGCCACUCCCGAACCAGUCGGCGACCCACGCCCUUUGGAACGAGCGCAGGAGUCAGCACAACAGCUCCAGCGGGAGACUCGGACAUGGAAGUGGCGCAAUCCAGUUCCAACACCAUCGCAGAAGUCGGUAUCCCAUGAGGAUAUUCAUGCGAUCGUACCAACACACCUACUGCCAACCCCGCACUCCGCUCCGACAGACUCUAGCAGUCAGCCCUUUCCCAAAGAUUGGGUAGCGGCUGACCAGUGA